AUGGCAAUCCGGCAACCCAUCCACCCUCCAUCGGACCCUACUCUCACCAGACUUCUCUCCGACGACGCCUGGCACGUAGCCUUUGCGCGAAAAUUUGGCGAGCCCGAUGUUUCGGCCGUCAUUGUCAAGCCCGGGGCCGAGUAUCGACUGGCGCCUCACAGUGAGCUCACCGAUGUGGGAAACAUUGACGAUGACGAACGUGUGGCCUCCAAGAAUAGAGUGAGGCACCAGAUCGGCCGGGGAAACGACCUCUUCCACGUCGAUUGCUCCUACAAUGCGCGCCGAGCUGGAUACUCGAUCCUCCGCGCCCACCAACUGCCGCCCAAGGGAGCCGGCGGAAGGACGGAGUUUGCCGACACGAGAACAGCGCCCGAGGGCCUGGACAAUGCGACCAAAGAGAUCAGCAAAGACCACGUGCUAUGCCAUUUGGUGGUGCAUAGCAGACAGCUGGGUGCGCCCGAAUGCGAUCUCUUCAAGAGCAGGGAAGCCGAGGACCACACUAUGGCCCGGCACAGGCUGGUGCAACUACACGAGCUGAGCAGGCGCACGAAUCUUUACAUCGCGGCGCACGCGCACCAUGUCGAUGGAUGGUCCAAGAAAGAAAGCCAGCCGGUGAUUGACGAUCUGCUCCGGCACUCCAGCCAGGACCAGAAUAUCUUCAUCGUCGACUGGGAAGACAACGGGGAUCUUGUUAUAUGGGAUAACACGUGCGUGAUGCGUAAGGCCCCUGGAAGCGGCUUCGAGGGCAACCAUGUCCGCGACAUGAGGGCGACGGCCGUGUACGACGACUGGUCGAGCGCUUGUGGGCUGAAUUGGAAACAUUGUGAAGGGUGUAUAGCUUGA
This is a messenger RNA of Hirsutella rhossiliensis, 843 nucleotides long. RefSeq names its product taurine catabolism dioxygenase tauD, tfdA family domain-containing protein. The transcript is spliced from 2 exons. The coding region runs from base 1 to 843 and encodes 280 amino acids. NCBI's taxonomy places the organism in Eukaryota, Fungi, Ascomycota, Sordariomycetes, Hypocreales, Ophiocordycipitaceae. The record is from RefSeq and is a predicted model, not a curated record. Gene Ontology annotation, molecular function: oxidoreductase activity.